AUGUCUGCCGCCAAUGGGUACAAGUUAAAUUGUGCUUCCAAAACGGCCCUUGCCAAGGCGUAUCAGGAGAUGAGAAGUAACGGUACUAUCAUCCUUCUUUAUAUCCUUGCUCCUCCCCUGUUCGAGCAUAUUCGUGGGGAUCAUUACGACUUGGAGCAGAUGACACUCCAGGACCUUGGAAUCCAGGAUAACCUCCGUGAUUGGGGCCCGUAUCUCUAUCUAUCUGUCACGACAGGAGGCGAGCUCUAUCGUACGAAUUACACCAGUGUCUCUCGACUCACUAUAUGCCUGCUCCUCGCUUGGAUGCAGGCUGAUGAAGAUAUCGACAUACCACAGGCCUUCAGAACAACCUACAAAUGUGACCCAACACUGUUCCAUUGGGCUUGCGAGGCUAAUAUGGAGGUGUUCUGCGGCCUAAACCGCGGAAACCUCGAGGUUUUCGAUACUCAUACUACACCACGCAACCGCCUCCGUGUCCCAUAUGGCGAUGCCAGCAACAAUAACCAGCAACUUAACAGAUUUACCAGCGAAAACUUGGCCAAGGCCUACAUAGACAGUAGCAUAUGGUACAAAGACGUCAUCGCAAGACAUAUUAGUCGAAUUAUCAGGACCAACGUAUCGGUCCUCGCUAUCCAUCCCCUAUUCCAGCGACUUUGGGUCACUGUCUGUAUGGACCGAACUGGUAGCAAGAUAAAGAGGGCCCUCAAGCAAAAGUUCGAAGCUCAGGUCCUUCGGAUUUCCGAUGACGAAGACAAGAGGCAAGCACAGGCUUGGUUGGGCGAGGCGGAUACCAUCUUGCAUGAGAUCGAUGAGGAGAUCUAA
Messenger RNA from Fusarium musae, 822 nucleotides. RefSeq lists its product as uncharacterized. The transcript is spliced from 2 exons. Lineage: Eukaryota; Fungi; Ascomycota; Sordariomycetes; Hypocreales; Nectriaceae. Bases 1 to 822 code for a protein of 273 amino acids. The record is from RefSeq and is a predicted model, not a curated record.